UUGGAGGAAGUUCCGGCUCAGGUUUUGGAGGAAGCGGUUCAGGCUCAGGAUUUGGAGGCUCAGCCUUUGAAAGAGGAGGUUCCGGCUCAGGAGGAUGCGGUCCUGGACAAGUGUUGCAUGCUGGUAGAUGUGUCACUCCACGCGAGAACCGCAAAGUCUUCUUGUACAACGCACCACCCGCACCACCAGUUCCCCAUGGUCCUCCACCGUACAUCCCUGAGCCAACCAUUGACACGAAUAUCGUGUUCAUCCAAACACCCGAAGAAGGUCCAGGACCAGACCCCAUUGUCAUACCUCCACCACAACAGCGAAGCGUCGUCUAUGUCCUCAACAGACAGAUACAAGAGCAACAGGAUGUGAUCGAAGUCCCAGCACCGCCAGCAACCAGUCCUGAGGUUUACUUCGUGAACUACGCUGACGGCGAGAACCCAGUUCUUCCCAGCGGUGUGGAUCUUCAGACUGCCUUGAAUGCAGCUUCCCAGGGAGGCGGUCAAGUGAUUGGAGGAGGCGCCGGAGGCAGUGGCGGUGGCUUCAGUGGUAGUGGAGGAAGCGGUGGUUUUGGAGGCAGUGGAGUUGGAGGUGGAUUUGGAGCAGUGGAGGAAAUGGUGGUUUCGGAGGCAGUGGAAAUGGUGGUGGAUUUGGUGGCAGUUUAUCAGCAUGGAGCAAUAGAGUUAAAUCGAGUUUUCCUCUCCAAGCUGGUAUGGUUUGGCAGUCUUCAUAAUGUGCUGCAAGCGAGGAGGAAAAUCAUGAGCCAGUCUCAUAUGAUUAAAAAUAGAGUUCAGGGUAAGGAGGCAGAAGAAGCUCUGGUGUGUAUUGCUCCAUUGCACUAA
This is a messenger RNA of Penaeus vannamei (Pacific white shrimp), 830 nucleotides long. Lineage: Eukaryota; Metazoa; Arthropoda; Malacostraca; Decapoda; Penaeidae. The record is from RefSeq and is a predicted model, not a curated record.